Molecule: messenger RNA, 600 nt
Organism: Aedes albopictus (Asian tiger mosquito)
Lineage: Eukaryota; Metazoa; Arthropoda; Insecta; Diptera; Culicidae
Exons: 1
Coding region: 1-600 (199 amino acids)
Molecular function (GO): nucleic acid binding
Source: RefSeq, a predicted model, not a curated record
AUGAUAUCACACAUCUCCGGACUGCUCCCUACCAUCCGCAGUCCAACGAUCAAAGCGGAACGAUUCGUUGACUCCCUCAUGCGCGGUCUCAAGAAGCUGAGCAAGGCAGAAGGCUCACCCACAUUGGAGCACCUGCAGACAUUCCUUUCGGUGUAUCGCUCUGCUGCAAAUCGAAACACACCGCAAUCGACGUCUCCUGCAGAAGCGUUCCUCGGAAGACCAGUACGCACCACUUUGGACCUCUUGAAGAAGCCUGCUCCUGAAGCCCCAGGUGCCAAGAACCUCAAGCAGAAUGAGCAGUUCAAUCGCCGGCAUGGAGCAAACAAGCGCGACUUUGAAGAAGAUGACCUGGUGUGCGUUGAACAACAUUUCCGGAAUACCAAGUCAUGGAUGCCAGGUCGAGUCAUCGAACGGAAAGGUUCUGUUCAUUGCAUUGUGUCACUGGAAAACAACGGAACACCGAAGCUGGUUAGAGCGCAUGUCAAUCAAAUGCGCUCUCGCUACGAUACCGUCGUUCCAGAACCAACGACGCAGCACUGUGGGAAGUCUUGCCCGAUGAAGUACACAUUCCAAUCGCUGCAACGGUACCGGCUGAUGUAG